This is a messenger RNA of Anisakis simplex (herring worm), 633 nucleotides long. The record is from the annotation of a GenBank genome assembly. NCBI's taxonomy places the organism in Eukaryota, Metazoa, Nematoda, Chromadorea, Rhabditida, Anisakidae.
AUUCCACCGCAGUGUACAGAUGUGAUCGAUGUUUGGGGAUCAAAAGGCGAUGCCACCAUAAUGUGGAAGCCACCGCCUCAUUUCGGUGAGCCACUCUACUAUCAUGUCCGAUAUGGUAAAUCACAAAUGCAGGGAAUACCACCGUUCGUUUCUUGGAAGAUAGUGUCACGUCGUGAGGUGAAAACAUCCGGCACCACGACUUCGAUGAACGUUAAAAUCGAUGAAGAUGCUGAUUACGGUGUACAAGUUUGUGCUGUUUAUAAUCAGCAACGUAAAAAGCCGAAAUUCGGUCUCGCCCGUGUCACUCCGUUCAUGUGCACUUCGUGCAAAGCAAUACCUGCUAAAUCGCUUGGACAUUGUGGUGAAUGCUCAAAAAUUGAAGGACCAUUGCUGUUCGCUCGACGAUGCCAUCCAAAGGGUGGUAUCAAAUGUACAUCCCCUUCAAGCCUACCAAAUAGCACAGAAUUGGACAGUGCUGCACCACUACAAGAGUUGAAUAUGGCAUCUGCGGACAGCAAUGUUGUAUCUCUUUCGAAUGUUCCACUCCAUAUUGAGCAUUCCGAACGCGAUAAUAUAACGAUUAUUGAAACGGUCGCACCAAUGAUACACCAUUCGAAAAUUGUUUGUGUUUGA